UCCUUUUUCUCUUUCUUUUUUUUUUGGGCAUUCCAAUUUUUAUUUUAUUUUUAUUUUUUACUUGUCCAACUUGUCCCACUUUAUAAUAACCCCAUAUACUCAAAAGGCCCCAAAACUCUUAACCCUCUACAAAGAGAGUCUCAAACUCAAAAACUACAUAGAAAAGAUCAAGAAGAAGAAGAAGAAAGAAAGAAAGAUCAAAAUAGUAUUAUGAGCUCAGUUUGCAUAUCAAACUGCGUCAACGACGCACGUGACCCGCGCGUGCCGGUGCGCGCCACCUACGUGAACCUCUACAAGUGGCCGGAGUCCGACGCCGAGUUCGUCCGCUCCGUCAGCUCCCACGGCUGCAAGCCCUCCGCCACCACCGGGGCCGCCGUCCGGUUCGGGCACCCGAGGGUGGUGGACAGCAUCUCAUGCAGGCAAAUGUACCUCCGCAGCUACAAGUUCUCAAGGGAAGAAGAUCAUGAUGAUCAGAAGAAGAAGAAGAACGCUCAGAAAUGCUUUGGCUGCAGAGUUAAUCUCAACCCUAAGUUGGCUGAUGAUGAUCAUGAUCGUGAUGAUCAUGCGGAAAAGGAAAAGAAGAAGAAGAAGAAGAAGUCGUCUAAUAGAGGACGUGAUAAUAAUAUUUCUAAUAAGAAGAACAAGAAGAAGAAGAGGUGUUUGUUUCUUGGGAAAGUGAAGGAGAUCUCUUAUGCUGCUUUGUUUGGGAUUUUUAGAAGGUGUUUGUCUUGCGCCGCCACCGUUGAUGUGGUCGAUCAACACGACUGA
Molecule: messenger RNA, 768 nt
Organism: Morus notabilis
Lineage: Eukaryota; Viridiplantae; Streptophyta; Magnoliopsida; Rosales; Moraceae
Exons: 1
Coding region: 211-768 (185 amino acids)
Source: RefSeq, a predicted model, not a curated record